AUGUUCCUAUCGUGUGGCCUCUCACAAGCAAGUGUGGCUGCAAUGGGAAUCCUCAUUCAAACAACAGGUUUGCUUUAUCUAGUUCCUUACUCUUUAGGCUUGGGUUUGUCAACCCGUGUUGGGCAAGAUUUUGGGGCUGGGCAACCUGCACAGGCAAAGGGCUACCAUUAUAUGACCCGUUGUGGCAUUUGUUUGUGGAGUAUUGGCCUUUGCUUUCACAAUUGCGGUGAAAAUUUGGUGGGGACAGAUACAUACGAAGGAGCAGCUAGAUAUAAAGCUUCAUUUUCCGGGAUUGUUGCUAAUUCUGCGUUCUUUCGGCCAGGAAUAUUUUCGGGGAGAGGAAAAGGAAGGGAAAAUAUGGUCAGAAAGAAUGCAGAAAAGGGAGAAGAAAGUGUUGCAGUGGCCAUAGGCAAGGACAAAGGGAGCCAAUAUGCCCUUAAAUGGGCUGUUGAUCAUCUUCUCAGCGUAGGCCAAUUUGUCACACUUCUUCAUGUUAAACAAAAGGCCCCACCUACAGUGGGAGCUAAUGCUUCCAUUACAGAUGCUAGUGAGAUUUCAACAACACAUAGCAAACAACUUGAAUCUGAAGCCAGGGAAUUAUUCCUUCCAUUCCGCUGUUUCUGCACGCGGAAGGAUAUAAGAUGUAAUGACGUUGUAGUAGAGGAUGUUGAUAUAUCCAAAGCAAUAAUAGACUAUGCUGCUUCUCAUGUGAUAGAGACCUUGAUACUUGGAGCACCAACAAGGGGAGGCCUACUCGUCAGGAAGGGUUCUGAUGUGACUAUGCAAAUACUAAUUAUAUCCUUUUGCCACAGAAAAUUGAAGACAACAGACAUCCCAAUCACUGUGUCAAAAGCUGCACCGGACUUCUGCACAGUAUAUGUCAUCAGCAAAGGAAAGGUUCAUUCUGUACGGUCUGCUAGUGCUCCACCACCUGCAAAACCUCCACCUCAAAUUCAGUUGCCUAACAUACGCAACCAUAUUCCUGCUUCAGUUGAUGUACAUCUGACUGGCCAAACUCCCAGAGCCUCAGAGAGGUCAUCAUAUAUGUCAAAUGGCUUCCAAGAAGACUCAGAUAUGAUCAAGUCACCAUUCAUUAGAAAUAAAGGUUCAAUGGGCAAAUCAUAUGACCCUUACCAACCAGAAAUGGAUAUAACAUAUGUGAGCAGUGGAACGCCAUCCAGCAAUCGCUUGUUUCCAUCUUUCCAUGACAAUUCAGAAUCUGUAAUGAGCCCCCAGAGCGCAAUUGGCAAUGACUAUGACUGUAGAAGCUUUGGGUCAACGUACUCGGCAUGCUCAUCAAUAGACACUGGUUUGCAGCAUAAUUACUCAUGCAGCUUACAAGACAGGGGGCAAACAUCAUGGUAUUCACACAACAUGUUUAAGACAUAUAAUCCAAUUGAAGACAAAACUAAUGCUUCAAUUAUUCAAAAUUUACAGGACGAUGUGGAAUCUGAGAUGAGGAGACUCAAACUAGAGUUGAAGCAAACAAUGGGCAUGUACAGUUCAGCAUGCAAGGAGGCAUUUUCAGCAAAACAGAAGACUAGGGAAUAUCAACAUUGGAAAUUUGAAGAACAACAUAGAUUUGAUGAGACACGAAUUGCAGAGGAAGCUGCAUUGGCACUAGUAGAGAAGGAGAAAGCAAAGUGUAAGGCAGCCCAGAAACUUGCUGAGCUGGAAGCACAAAAGAGAAUAAGUUUAGAAAUGAAAGCUCUCAGAGACUCUGAAGAGACAAAGGCAAGGGAAUCUUGGGUGCCAAGUGAUGUUAGGUACCGAAGAUACUCGAUUGAGGAAAUUGAAACAGCAACAAAGGACUUCUCAGACUCUUUGAAAAUUGGGGAAGGAGGUUAUGGCCCAGUUUACAAGUGUUACCUAGAUCAUACAGAAGUUGCAGUUAAAGUUCUACGUGAAGAUGCAGCUCAAGGAAAGUCACAGUUUCAGCAAGAGGUUGAAGUAUUGUCCUGCAUUCGGCAUCCAAACAUGGUUCUCCUCCUUGGAGCCUGCCCAGAGUAUGGUUGUCUGGUCUAUGAACACAUGGCUAAUGGCAGCUUAGAUGAUCGUCUCUUCCAGCGAGGAAAUACCCCACCUCUUCCUUGGCAAGUAAGAUUCAGAAUUGCUGCAGAGAUUGCCACGGGCCUUCUUUUCCUCCACCAAACCAAGCCAGAACCUUUGGUGCACCGUGACCUAAAACCUGGCAAUAUUUUGCUUGACCGCAAUUUUGUCAGCAAGAUAAGUGAUGUUGGCUUGGCAAGACUUGUCCCUCCAUCUGUAGCUGAUAGUGUCACUCAAUAUCACAUGACAUCAGCAGCAGGAACAUUUUGUUACAUUGAUCCAGAAUAUCAGCAAACUGGAAUGCUAGGAACAAAAUCUGAUAUUUACUCACUUGGUAUUAUGCUUCUACAAAUAAUAACAGCCAGGCCACCAAUGGGUUUAGCUCAUCUAGUUGAAAGUUCCAUUGAGGAUGGAACUUUUUUUGAGGUACUUGACCCAGCUGUCCCUCAAUGGCCUGUAGAGGAGACCUUGAAUUUGGCCAAAUUAGCUCUUCAAUGUGCAGAACUAAGAAAGAAAGACAGACCAGAUCUUGGGAAGGUCAUAUUACCUGAACUUAAAAGAUUGAGAGCACUUGGAGAAGAAAACAUGCCCCACCCCAUGUUUGGAGGUAUAUUUAGCACAAGAAGCCCAACCAAUCACAGUCAUACUUCGUCACUUCAAGAAAUGACGAUGAGCGAUGUACUGUCUGCAUCUGAUAGCUCAAGCAUUUCAAGUUCAUCAUCUUAUGGAGGAAGAAGAUGA
Messenger RNA from Hevea brasiliensis (rubber tree), 2790 nucleotides. Its product is annotated as U-box domain-containing protein 35. The record is from RefSeq and is a predicted model, not a curated record. Lineage: Eukaryota; Viridiplantae; Streptophyta; Magnoliopsida; Malpighiales; Euphorbiaceae. Gene Ontology annotation, molecular function: xenobiotic transmembrane transporter activity; antiporter activity; protein kinase activity. Gene Ontology annotation, biological process: protein phosphorylation; transmembrane transport. The coding region runs from base 1 to 2790 and encodes 929 amino acids. The transcript is spliced from 11 exons. Gene Ontology annotation, cellular component: membrane.